Euleptes europaea (tarantolino) is the source of this 1158-nucleotide messenger RNA. RefSeq names its product sulfatase modifying factor 1 (gene SUMF1). The record is from RefSeq and is a predicted model, not a curated record. Gene Ontology annotation, cellular component: endoplasmic reticulum. The coding region runs from base 1 to 1104 and encodes 367 amino acids. NCBI's taxonomy places the organism in Eukaryota, Metazoa, Chordata, Lepidosauria, Squamata, Sphaerodactylidae. The transcript is spliced from 9 exons.
AUGGCUGCGCCCAGGCAGGCGCCGCUGUGGGUAGCUGUUGCUUGUUGGGCGCUGUGGCCGGGGCCGGCGACGUGCUGGCAGGGCGGCGACGGGGCCGGGAGGGCUGGGGGAGGGGGCCGAGGGGCUUGCGGCUGCGGCACCAACCGGGCCGGCGGCGGGGAGGCGGAGGCGCGGAAAUACUCCCGGGAGGCUAGUGCUUCCCAGCAGCUGGAGGCGGCGGACUCGAAAAAGGAGGGCAGCCAGAUGGUCUUGAUUCCAGCUGGAGUGUUUACAAUGGGGACUGACGAGCCAGCUAUACAACAAGAUGGAGAAUGGCCUGCAAGGCGAGUUCACAUUGGCAGUUUCUACAUGGAUCGCUAUGAAGUCAGUAACACUGAGUUUGAGAAAUUUGUGAAUGCUACUGGCUAUCUCACAGAGGCAGAAAGGUUUGGCGAUUCGUUUGUGUUUGAAGGCAUGUUGAGUGAAGAAGUGAAGAGUGGAAUUCAGCAGGCAGUUGCAGCCGCUCCCUGGUGGUUGCCUGUUAAAGGAGCUAAUUGGAGACAUCCCGAGGGUCCUGAUUCUGAUAUUUCAAACCGAAUAGAUCAUCCAGUUCUUCAUGUCUCUUGGAAUGAUGCUGUAGCAUUUUGUACUUGGGCAGGCAAACGGCUACCAACAGAAGCUGAAUGGGAAUACAGCUGUCGAGGGGGCCUUGAAAACAGACUCUUCCCAUGGGGGAACAAGCUUCAUCCGAGAGGUCAGCACUACGCUAAUAUCUGGCAGGGAGAAUUCCCUACGAGCAAUACGGAGGAGGAUGGAUACAAAGGAACUUCACCCGUGACCGCAUUUCCUCCAAAUGGUUAUGGCUUGUACAACAUGGUGGGAAAUUCCUGGGAAUGGACAUUGGAUUGGUGGGCUGUCAAUCAUUCUGCAGAUGAAACAUACAAUCCAAAAGGACCCCCAACAGGAACUGACAGAGUGAAGAAAGGUGGAUCUUACAUGUGCCACAAGUCCUAUUGCUACAGGUAUCGAUGUGCAGCUCGAAGCCAAAACACUCCUGACAGCUCAGCUUCCAACCUGGGAUUCCGCUGUGCUGCUGACACCUUGCCUGACUAUUUAAAGGAAUGAAACUGGCAGCAGCAGAGGAACGAAAAAUCUCACCAAAGGGUGCUCCAGGGGAGA